GUCCUCAUGCCUUUACCAGACGUUUCCAUCCUUCGAAGUUUCCAGAAUUGCUCUCCUAGGGGUUACUCUGAAGGCAGAGCACCACGAGAAGGCGUCGCUGGAGGGAGGGGCCACCUUCCCUGACUCUGUUGGGACAGCUGCCGUCUGGCGUUGCGACUCAGCCCCGUCAUCCAACUUCUUCCCAACCGGAGCGCCAGGCCGGAAUCGGAUCCCCCUUUCCCCGCGAGCCCUCGCCGGGGCCCGGGAGUCCCGCGCUGCGGGAACCCGCGCGGGGAGGCAGGGGGCGGGCCCGGGCGGGGCGGGGCGUGCGUGCGGUGUAGAAAGGAAGCUGCCGGCUGCGAGCUGCGUCCUCGAGCCCAGGGGACUUCGCGCACGGCCCGCGGCGGCGGCUGGCUGGCUGCCGAUCACACACCUGGGAGCCAGAGGUGACAUGGAUCUGCAUAGUGCUGCUUAUGCCGUGGAUCCCAAGGUCAGCAGUGGUCCAGGCCCCAGGGACGAGCACAUCACAAACCUGCUGGUGUUAGGCUUCCUCCAGAGCUGCUGCAGCUGCAGUUUCCAUGAAGAACUACAGGUGCUGGGUCGGGAGCUGCUCUCAGAAGCCGAGCUGGCCGACAGCUAUGACUGCUGCAGCUACGAUGAUGACGAACUGCAGACGGACGGCAACCACGCCAGCUUCCUCCAGAUGGGGAGAGCAGAGGCAGGUUCAGAGAGCCAAGAAGAGGUCAUCAGGAACAUUGCCAGGCGUCUCGCCCAAAUCGGGGACAGGAUGGACCACCACAUCCAGCCAGAGCUGCUGAACAACCUGGUGGUGGAGUUUGUGAAUGACCACUCGGAGGAGGACAGAAGGAGGCGGCUGGCAUCGGCCGUGGAGCAAGCGAUGGAGACUUGGCCUGCAGACAUGGAGAGGGAGAAGGCUACACUGAUGUUGACCAUGCUGCUGGCCAAGAAGCUAGCCGAGCAUACGCCGUCCUUGCUGCGCGCUGCCUUCCGUGCAGCAGUGACCCUGAUUAACCAGGACCUGCUCGCCUACGUGAGGAACUUAGCUGGAAAUGGCAUGGAGUGAAUGGAUGGCCACAGAAGCAAGACUGGUUACCACCUAUACCCGGACAGCAGGAGCCGCCUCCUGGGGAGCAGGAGCGUGGCCCUAUGAACUAAGUUCUUCAGAAGACAGGACCUGGAUUGUAGCUAUUUAUUUCUUAAUAUUUUCAAGGGGAUGUUUUAAGCUGGUGAUCCAUUAGGCAAUUUCUACAUGAAUAUACUUGAAUGAAAAUGUCAA
Molecule: messenger RNA, 1276 nt
Organism: Oryctolagus cuniculus (rabbit)
Lineage: Eukaryota; Metazoa; Chordata; Mammalia; Lagomorpha; Leporidae
Source: RefSeq, a predicted model, not a curated record